Conger conger (European conger) is the source of this 1302-nucleotide messenger RNA. RefSeq names its product ORMDL sphingolipid biosynthesis regulator 1 (gene ormdl1). The record is from RefSeq and is a predicted model, not a curated record. NCBI's taxonomy places the organism in Eukaryota, Metazoa, Chordata, Actinopteri, Anguilliformes, Congridae. Gene Ontology annotation, cellular component: endoplasmic reticulum membrane. The transcript is spliced from 4 exons. Gene Ontology annotation, biological process: negative regulation of ceramide biosynthetic process; intracellular sphingolipid homeostasis; ceramide metabolic process. Bases 159 to 620 code for a protein of 153 amino acids.
UCCACUUCCGCGCAGCGUAAAUUCUUAUGAGGGAAGGCAAACUCAGCAGCCAGCCACAACAACAGCGCUGCGAAGGGGCUGAACGGCCUUAUUUCUUCAGAGGGAUUAAGCUAUCGUCAUUUUUGAAAGCAUUCGGUUAACAAGCAUUGCCUAUCAGAAUGAAUGUUGGUGUGGCCCACAGCGAAGUGAACCCCAACACUCGGGUGAUGAACAGUAGGGGUAUCUGGCUGACCUACGCGCUGGGUGUUGGGAUGUUGCACAUUGUUCUCUUGAGUAUUCCAUUCUUCAGUGUCCCGGUUGUCUGGACCCUAACGAACGUUAUUCAUAAUUUGGGCAUGUAUGUAUUCUUGCAUGCGGUGAAAGGGACCCCAUUUGAGACUCCUGACCAAGGAAAGGCCAGACUCCUCACACACUGGGAGCAGCUGGACUAUGGUGUGCAAUUCACAUCUUCCAGAAAGUUCUUCACAAUUUCGCCAAUAAUUCUGUAUUUUCUUGCAAGCUUCUACACAAAGUAUGACACAACACACUUUGUAAUCAACACUGCUUCUCUUCUGAGUGUGCUUAUCCCCAAAUUACCACAGCUUCACGGAGUUCGAAUCUUUGGCAUCAACAAAUAUUAAACCAGGAGCAGACAAAGGGUCCAAUCUUGUGGCCAGUGCUCUGUCUCUUGCUUUGUACAUGGUGAGAUGAAUUGGUAACCUGCUGUACUCUGUACCCCAGUAGUGUGUACUAAGCAGUUUUGUACAUUGUGUAAUUGUAAGUUUCAUUGUUUGAAUACACCUGGAGUAACCAUCAGGACAUUGAGGAAAUCUUCUGUGCAUUACUAACUUAAGUAUUUAAUGUGUAUUUUUUUGUUGUUGAAGAACCAGGCAGGCCCAGGUCUUGAACUUGAAGGUUAUUUUUUGUUUGUCUUUUUGUCUUUUUCUUUUUUCACUUUUAAAUUUGACGUUUGCCAUCUGAACCCAGACUGGUAAAAUUACCAGGAGUUCAUGCAUUGGUGUCAUACCGGGUGUUUAACAAAAAUCCAGAAAAAUGUAAAAUGUUUCUGUUGAUCAUUUGUUCAUUUCCUUGAUCCUAUUAUUCAGUUAAGUGACACAUUUAUCAUUGUUUUAAUGGGUGUAAACCUAACUCAUUGGUAGUGAAGACCAUGUAGAAAACAAAGUACUCUGCAUGGUUUCCUUGGUGAACAGAAUCGCAUUAAGUGACUUACUACUAAAUAGCGUAAAGAGUUUUGUUAGUGUAUAUAGUUUUGCGUAAACUGUCUUGAAUCUGAAACAAACAUUAAAUGUUUUUGAUUAACAA